Molecule: messenger RNA, 3360 nt
Organism: Rhopilema esculentum
Lineage: Eukaryota; Metazoa; Cnidaria; Scyphozoa; Rhizostomeae; Rhizostomatidae
Product: GPI ethanolamine phosphate transferase 3, catalytic subunit
Biological process (GO): GPI anchor biosynthetic process
Cellular component (GO): endoplasmic reticulum membrane
Molecular function (GO): mannose-ethanolamine phosphotransferase activity
Source: RefSeq, a predicted model, not a curated record
AUGAAAGCAAAGAUGGAAAGGAGAAAUAUGUUUGUGCUGCAAAAUCUUUCACAUUCGAGCACCUUAAAGUCGUUCGUUUUGAUCUUAUGGAUUUAUUCGACAUUUAUUUUUGGUCUUUUAGUUUUUAGAAAAGGUUUCCUUUUAACAAGAAAUGAAAUGAAGAACCAUAGUUUCCAAAAUUGGCACUCAGUGGACUCUCAUCUGGGGUACAGGCAUAACAACGAGUAUCGCAAUUGGCAAACUUUUUCAAGACUUGUUCUGGUUGUCAUUGAUGGAUUGAGAUUCGAUUUUAUUGCAAAAAGUACCAAUGAAAGUACCAACUUUUACCAUAACAAGAUGAAGCUCUUACAAAGUUUGUUGGCCAAAGCUCCUGAGAGAACAAAGCUCUUUAAAUUUAUAGCAGAUCCACCAACAACAACUAUGCAAAGACUUAAAGGGCUAACAACAGGUAGUUUACCAACCUUUGUUGAUGCUGGGUCAAAUUAUGAAAGUGGUGAGAUAGAAGAAGACAGUCUGCUUUAUCAGUUUCAUGCAGCAAACAAAACAAUGGUAUUUAUGGGUGAUGAUACAUGGAUAAGCCUGUACCCAAGUUUUUUCAAACGGAAGUUUCCAUUUUCUUCAUUUGAUGUCAAAGAUCUUGACACUGUUGAUGAUGGCAUAAUAAGUCAUAUGAUUCCAGAAGUUAAAAAGAAAGAUUGGAAUGUUCUUAUUGCCCACUUUUUGGGGGUGGAUCAUUGUGGGCAUAGAUAUGGCCCAAACCACCAAGAGAUGGAAAGAAAGUUAACACAAAUUGAUUAUUUCCUCAGAGAUUUGAUACAGCAGCUGGACAACGACACCUUAUUAUAUGUUUUUGGGGAUCAUGGAAUGACCCAGAGUGGAGAUCAUGGAGGGGACAGCGAUGACGAAGUGAUGUCUGCACUGAUCAUUCACAGUCAGAAGACUUUGUUUCGAUCACGAUCGGAGAAGAGUCACUUGAAUGUGACAAAUGUUGCUCAAGUAGACAUCGUUCCGACUCUGGCUUUGCAGAUGAACGUUCCUAUUCCAUUUUCAAAUAUUGGUUCUAUUAUCGAAGCCUUGUUUGAAACAAAGCAAGAUUAUGUUCAAGGUGAUCUCCACAAAAUAGACGAGUAUAUGAAACGAACUAUACAAGGCAUUGAAAAUGGCAUUAGCGUUCUUGGUGCUUUACAUUUGAACGCAUUGCAAGUGUUCGGAUAUGUGAAAGAAUAUUCGAAAAGCUCAAGUGACCUACCGAAGGAAAAGGUCAGCAUUCUCGAAGAAAUGUUUCAUAGCGCAGAGCGAAAGUUUUCUUUUCUUUCAAAAAGUCACAGGGAAAUGUCUAGAAAGCAUUUUGAAAGAGAAAUUACUAUGCCAAUUCUCACACAGUUACUUUCUGAUGUUCUAGAAAACCAGCAAGAUUUUAGAGCAUUUCUGCAUGGCAUUUUUCAUGCAUACCAAGAUGUCUGGGUCAAAUUCAAUACAACAUUGAUGAUUGUCGGAAUAUUUUUCAUGGCCAUUAUUUGUUUGGUAAUUAUAUGCUUCAGCAUCCAGUCUAGGUAUUCAACAAAGGAUGACGUGAAGUAUGUGCUCUUUGCAUUCCAUUUGAAGCACAUAGUUGGCAUUACCAGCAGUCUCAUCUCGUGGCUAAUUCUUCUUCUGAGGCAUCCGUUUCAAGAAUAUGGCAUUACCAUUUCUUCAUGUUUCCAGUUAUUUUCCAUAGUUUGUCUAGUUUGGCAUCAAGGCUUCCUCGAACUACCUAACCUCUGGCGUUGUAAAUUCGGCCUAAGUUUUAUUGACUAUUCUGCAAUAAUUUCUGUUGUUAUUUACACAGUGUCUCAGUUCUCCAAUAGUUACACUGUUUGGGAAAAUUCAGUGCUAUUGUUGCUUAUACAAACAUUGAUCUCAACUUAUACCCUCAGCUAUCUUCAAAAAAACUUGCGUUCAGGUCAGGAGUCUCGCAAAAGUAAAAGGCAAGAUAGGAAACAACAAAAACAAGAAGAAUCGUACAAAGGCGACAUCGCUGUUUUUGUUUUUUGCCUGUUCAUGUCGUUUUCCCUUAGAUUGUCUAUGUUUUGGUGGAGCUGUAGGGAGGAACAGAGUUACUGCAAGGCGACGUCUUUAUUACGGCGUCUUGAUUCGGUCUCUUAUAGCGAUUCCAGCAACAUGAUUCAGCUGCGGCUUGCCGUUGCGUCAAGCUGCCUCCUAGCUGUUAUUAUGACUGCUUAUUUCUGGUGCAAAAAUAAAGGGAACCUUGUCGGCACCUCUGCAGUAUCCACAUCAAUUAAACUAUUUACUCCAGUCAGUGGUUUGUGCAUACUUCUACACUGGGUCCUUCAAAUUCCCGGAAAAAGCAAGCUCGAAAAAGUAAUGGACCUUUCUUGGAUGCAACAGGUUUUAUUGCCGAGAAUCGUGUUUUUAUUUUUGUUUAUAUCAAUUAUUCUCUUAAUAUGGAAUCCAUUAAGCCUGCACGCAGUUUUUAGAGGUGGACAUUCAUCGCAUGGCAACAUGCUUUUUUCUGAAAGCAGUCUUGAACAAAACAUACAUGCUGUGUACAAAGAGCUGAAAGAAAGUUUCGGAGAUGAUAAAAAAAACAUCUCGCAAAAAGAUGAUUAUAAGCCGCCCAUAGUUUUUGGAAUGAAAGAUGUUUACACAUCAGCAUACGUAGCUGUUCUUGCACCAGUUGUUCUAUUCCUAAUGUUGUUACUUGGGGACGGUUUGGCAGCCAGUGUUCUGUUAAUGGUUGUGUCUGCUGUUUGCCUGCUUUGGUUGCCAGAAAUUAAGCGUCCUCUUCGCGAAGGACCAAGUACUUUUAAACUGGUAGCCUGGGCUCUGGUAACAUCUUACUGGUUUUUUGGAACUGGUCAUCAAGCGACAAUACCUUCGAUUCGCUUCGACGCUGCAUUUGUAGGACUUCAAGGAGAUAUUGGGAUUUACAUACCAGGGAUCCUGGUAUUGUUUAAUCAAUUUUCGUCAGCUGUUUUCUUUUCUGCGAGUCUACCAUUGCUUUGCGUGUGGAGUGCACGUGCUGAUGAAGAAAAUCGUAAAGAAGCUCCAAAUGAUGACUGCAAUAACAUUGGUGAGAUGCGUCUACACGAUGAUCCAUCAACCUCAGAAAGGCUAAUGCUCCAAACAGUUCUCGCCUGUAUCCUCGCUUCCAUGUUAAAGGUGACUGUACAGGCCUGUGUUGCUUCUUUACAUCGACGGCAUCUUAUGGUGUGGAAGAUUUUUGGUCCUCGAUUCUUGUUUGAAGCAGUGAGCUCUGUAUUCUCAAUUCCUUUUUUGAUACUAGGAUAUAUCUACUUCACUCGAAUUCAUCAAACCUUGCAGACAUGGACACUUAAGCUGAGAUUCCUUUGCAAAUAA